Nerophis lumbriciformis (worm pipefish) is the source of this 837-nucleotide messenger RNA. RefSeq names its product cilia and flagella associated protein 276 (gene cfap276). The record is from RefSeq and is a predicted model, not a curated record. Lineage: Eukaryota; Metazoa; Chordata; Actinopteri; Syngnathiformes; Syngnathidae.
AGCGGAAGUUUCAUGUCACCACGGACACCAGGUGGUAAACACAAUUAACUUUAAGGCUGCAGUGACAACAACGGAAUGGCUGCAUUUUAAAUAUGUCGAACCGUGAUCCAUUCCCCUUUCCGAAACUAGAGAACGACUUCACUCUGGGCGGCUAUAGACCACAACAGAAACAAACAUACGACAAGCCUACUCACAUAGCCCAACUGGAAGAACCCUGGGGGCGCCUCCAUGAUGCAGCAACAUUGGCGAGCACCCGGCGAAGUGCAAUGCACAAUGAAGAGCACGGGGUUCCACACGACAGCCUUGACUUGCAGCUCAAGUCCAUCUUUGACCAACACAAAGACUUGUUUUGGAGAAAGAAUCAGGUUUUAUACCAAAGGGAGACGAUCUGUGAUGACAACAGGAUCACAGAAGUGGCUGGAGCUUAUCCCAGCUGCAUUCGGGCGAAAGGCGCGGUACACCUUGGACAAGUCGCCACCUCAUCGCAUGGCCAACACAGAUAGACAGACAACAUUCACACACUACGGCCAAUUUAGUGUUGCCUCCCGAGUGUAAGUCAUGCAUUCCUGCAUCUACACGUGUGUAUGAAUCCAGAGAACAUGCAAAUGUAUUGCACAUUGAAGGACUUUUUCACGCAAGUACAAUCGCUACACUGUGUAACGCUGCAUUUUUGUUCUAAGGGCCCCAUUUCCAGAAAGCUAAAAACCAUGGGGGCCAAACUUCUUCAUUCACUAUUAUACUUAUUUUGAAAACCAGAAUCAUUUGUAGUGCUCAUUUGGUUUUGGUCUAUUUCUUUUGUCAGAGUUACACAUUUCAGAAAAAAUUGCGCCGUUGUGC